UGCAAAAGGCUCAUACCAAAUUCAACGAUGGAAAGUUUUGCACAUACGGGAAAACAACGUCGAGUGCUGGAAUUAUUUAGCGGCAUCGGUGGAAUGCGUAUGGCGCUGGAACGGACCGGAAAGCCGUUCGAAAUUGUUUCUGCAAUCGACGUCAAUCCUGUAGCCAAUACAGUUUACUCUCACAACUUUGGAGAAAAAACUGUCCGCAAUGGAAACAUACUCAGUUUAACGGCGAAGAAAAUUACUAAGCAGAAUGUCGAUACGAUUCUCAUGUCCCCACCGUGUCAACCUUUUACCAGGAACGGAAAGUUUAAUGAUUUAAACGACCGACGAAGCGAUCCAUUUAGUCACAUUUGUGAUCUUCUGGAUGCCAUUCCUACCGUACAGUUCAUACUGAUGGAAAAUGUUAAAGGAUUUGAGAAAUCUCAAGCGUGCGAACAUUACAAGCAACGUCUUACGGCGGCUGGAUUUGAAUAUCAGGAAUACAUACUAUCUCCGCACCAGUUUGGAAUACCGAACACGCGACACAGGUACUAUUGCAUCGCCAAACAAAAGGGUUGCGAUUUCAGAAGGAAAUAUGAUGGUAUAAUUACCGAGCCACCCGCAAAUGCCUGCACAACACAAUCCAAGAUCCAAGAUAUAAUUGAUGGAUCCGAAGACCCGGUGCCUUACCUAUUAUCUGAUGUAUCGUUGAAGAAACAUUUGCCCCUGAUGGAUGUGUGCACUAGAGAGUCAACAAAUUCGAUGUGCUUUACUAAAGCCUACACGCAUUUUGCGGAAGGAACCGGCUCAGUAUUCUGUCCCCUAGCAAAGGAAACAUUUGACCAGAUUUAUCAGCGAGCAUCCGUUAGCCCUGAUGAAGACAUCAAGCUAAAUUUAUUAAACCAACUCCAGAUGCGUUACUUUACGCCGAAGGAGGUGGCCAGGUUGAUGAAUUUUCCAGAAUAUUUUAGUUUUCCUGAUACUGUAUCGAAAAAACAACGUUAUCGCGUACUGGGUAAUAGUGUGAACGUGUUUGUAGUAAGCGUAUUACUUGAAGAACUAUGAAAAUAUAUGUCACUUAAACCUCCAUCUACUA
Anopheles coustani is the source of this 1078-nucleotide messenger RNA. RefSeq names its product tRNA (cytosine(38)-C(5))-methyltransferase (gene Mt2). The record is from RefSeq and is a predicted model, not a curated record. Bases 28 to 1047 code for a protein of 339 amino acids. NCBI's taxonomy places the organism in Eukaryota, Metazoa, Arthropoda, Insecta, Diptera, Culicidae. Gene Ontology annotation, molecular function: methyltransferase activity. The transcript is spliced from 2 exons.